CUCCAGCCCACUCCCUGCCCUCAGGGGGCUCCUCUAAAAAAGUUGUGAUAUUUUUUUCCCAGUAGCUGCUCUGCUGAAGAGUUUUGCAUCAUUUCCAGGCGAAGGGGAGGUUUUUAUGGCAGUGCCCACCCCACUGCCAGCCAGGAGCCGGGAAACAGGAAACCCUUCUCUGCCCCUGUCCCCCACGGCAGACAAAGCCUCGCUGUUGGUCAGAGGACGUUUGGUGAAGCCAGAAGGCUCCUGUGCCUGGAUGCCACCCUGCUGUGAGUUCACAGGACAAACCCAGACCCCGAGGCUUUCUACGUGAACUGAGGAGUAGAGAAAGGAUGUUUGCCCUCAUCCGAGUGCAUGCGAAGUCCUGACGUGGUACAAGUUUGGCUCAAUUAAACAAACAGUUUGGCCUUGCUCCCCACCCCAGGGUAUGUCACAGGAGGAAAACCAUCUACAAAACAGUUUGCCUCUCCUUCUUGCUGGGGGUCACGGUGACAGUGCUGCAGCGGGGAAUGGCCCCCAGCCAGUUCAUGCAGGGCCAGCAGCAGAAAGAGCUGCCCCCUCUGGAGCCCUUGAAAACGCAGAAGAGAGACAACUCCUUCUCUCUCACCGACGCUUUCUGGAAGAGCAAGAAGGAGAGGGAUCCUGAGCAGGAGGAGGAGAGCGUGACAGCAAAGCAGGCAAAAGCCUGGGAUGUCACCACUACCAAUUGCUCAGCCAACCAGAACUUCAGCAAGGUGGAGUGGUUCAAAGGGCUGGAGCCCAACUUCCAGCAGUUCCUGCUCUACCGGCACUGCCGCUACUUCCCCAUGCUGAUCAACCACCCCGAGAAGUGCGGUGGAGAUGUCUACCUGCUCAUCGUGGUCAAGUCCAUCAUCACGCAGCACGACCGCCGCGAGGCCAUCCGCAAGACCUGGGGCCAGGAGAAGGAGGUGGAGGGCAAGAGGAUCAGGACGUUGUUCCUGCUGGGCACGGCCUCCAAGGAGGAGGAGAAAGCCAACUACCAGAAGCUGCUGGACUACGAGAACCGCAUCUACGGAGACAUCUUGCAGUGGGAUUUCCUGGACAGCUUCUUCAACCUCACCCUCAAAGAGGUCCAUUUCCUGAAGUGGAUGAACAUCUACUGCGACCACGUCCGCUUCAUCUUCAAAGGUGAUGAUGAUGUGUUUGUGAGCCCCAGCAACAUCCUGGAGUUCCUGGAGGACAAGAAGGAGGGAGAGGACCUCUUCGUGGGGGAUGUCCUUUACAAGGCCAAGCCGAUCCGGAAGAAGGAGAACAAGUACUACAUCCCCAAUGCCCUCUACAACAAAAACAUCUACCCACCCUAUGCAGGGGGUGGGGGCUUCAUCAUGGAUGGACCCCUUGCCAGGAAGCUGCACAAGACCUCAGAGACACUGGAGCUGUACCCCAUCGAUGAUGUCUUCCUAGGGAUGUGCCUGGAGGUCCUUAAAGUAUCACCCGUGGGGCACGAGGGUUUCAAAACCUUUGGCAUUGUAAAGAACAAGAACAGCAAGAUGAACAAGGAGCCCUGUUUUUUCCGGAGUAUGUUGGUGGUUCAUAAACUGCUGCCUCCAGAGCUGCUGAAAAUGUGGGACUUGGUCCAUAGUAACUUGACAUGCUCCAGAAAACUCAAUGUCCUUUAGCUCAGCCUCUCUGGAGAACUGGGACUGCAGAGGCUGGGACAAUAGAUUCCUGCUUUGGGAUGGGGCGAGCCUCUGCUGGUGGAAGACAAGUCCUUCAGGGGCAUCUCCCUCCGGGGCAAGGAGGUUGCCUUGGACAGGGUUUGUGAUAACGUUUGCUCCUGUACUGUAAUGUGGUUCACCUAUCUCCAGCUGGGUUGGGGGUUGCAAAGAAAGAAAAAAGAAACAAAAAACAACUCAACAAAUCCAGCACAAAAUGAAGACAGAGAGAAAAGGCAGAGGGGGUUGUGCUCGGCUUCAGGUACCACCUCCACUAGAGCAUCAUGAAGGACGGGGUUGGGGGAGGCAGUGAAGGAUGUGGCACAGGCUUUUCUUGGAGUUGUUCAGGGUCCAGCUAUUCAGGGAAGCUGCUCCAAGGGAGCUGAGCAGUUUACAAGUGCAUGAGACCCCCUGACCCAAGUGUCUCGGGGAUUUUAUUUGCUGUCUCAAUGUUUUCCUCUGUGUAGGGUUUUACUGACAUUGACCCUCUGUGCUUUGAGUUGCCACCCACCGAAGUCCUCUCUGUGUGCCCACUACACAGCUGGGCAAAGGGGCUUUCCUCCGAGGCUGGACCUCGCCGGCCCUGAGCCCUCGUUAGGGUCUCAGCCAGGUGGUUGUGUGUCUGGGGUCUCUGACCCUGAUGGUGGCUCCCAGCACCAGCCUGGGCUGUGCUUGUCUUUCCAGCCCUUCUGCCUGCCUUGGAGGAAUGCACCCAGUCAAAAUUGCUCAGGGAUUUGUUCCUUCUGGCAGGAAAGGGAAGGGAUGAGGUGGGCUGUCUUUGCCUCCAGCCAAGGAAGUGGCAUAGAAACCCUGUCAGCCCCAGCAGGAGCAUCCCAGGGGCUUACCACACCUGAGAACUCAGCUUUGGUUUCAGACGUUCCAGGGCUUGCCUCUGAGGGUGACAACAGCCCCCAAAGACCACUUCUACCUAGGCCCUGGUUUUGCACUGAAUGUGAUGUGUGAGGGCAGGUUGGAGAGGAACAACCCUGCCCCAGCAUAUGCAGUAGAGUCCAUGGGCACAAGGUGAAGGAGGCUGUCUGGUGUUUCAGACCUCUGAGGACUGUUUAUUCUACAGGAUGAGGCCCAGAAGCACAACAGGGAGCAGUCUUACAAGACACAACCUUUUUUGGGGGGCUGAAAGGGCCACUGGAGCUGUCGAGGGGAACUCCAAGCCAGCUGUCGUGAUUGAGCACAUCCCCAGCCCCUGACACAGAGAGGCACACGGGGCAGGGGCCACAGUAGCUUUCCAGCCACCGACUGCAGGCGUGAGCAAAGCCACAGGCGUGAGCAAAGCCACCCUUGUGCACAGGCACUGCUGUGCCCAGGCCCUGCUAUAGGCACUGUGCACAGAGAUGUCCCCACCUGCAGGUGUCCCUGCCUGUGAGUGGACACAGCCCAGCCACAUCCAUCACCCUGACCACGCACAAACCCAGGCACAUGCUCGCUCGCUCCCUCGCUCUCCCUCUCUGGUGCCAGACAUUGAAAGGAAAAAAUUUCUACUACCUCAAAGGUCCCCCUGUGCAUUUCCUUUUUUUUUUUUUUUUUUUUUUUCCCCUUUCCUUUUCUUAAUGUGCUUUGGAAGUGGGCCUGUUACAUUUGCUCCAAGUCUGUAUGGUCCCCAGGUUGGAAGACAAACAAAAAGAAAGGCACAAAGCAGCCAAAACAGGCACCCUCGGCGCCAAGCCGCACCACUGCUCAGCAAGUGGCCCUCAAACGCUCGGACUAGAUGCAGAGUUGGAGAGGAGAAAGGUCCCUUUGAUGCCCAGGGAUCAGCCCUCGGUACCAGGCGAUACUGUGAAAUGUGCUUUCUGCCACCCAGCAGCACCAUGUCCUUGGGGCAGCUGCCAGCAGAGCCCGGGGGGCAUUUCCAGUGCCUGCUGGGCUGUGGGCAGCACACAACACUCCUUUGCUUUUCCCCUCCCUCCUUCCUCUGGGAGUGAGUUCAGAAAUGCUUUCCAAAUUGACACCUCUGUAAUUUAUGUCAGGUACAGUACAUUAAGUAUCCUUAUGCUGUGUGCAGGGACAGCUCUGGCUCUCUGUAGCAAGCCUUAUGGAGAGCCAGAGCUGCGUGCACAGAAUCUCUCAGUGUUGCUCUUCACCUGGUGGGACCUGUACAGAGAAACUCUGUAGAUUUGGUGAAUAUUCUACUUUCCAAAUAAAGGUUUGAAGAAGAAGAUGACAAAAACCAAAACAAAAUGAAA
Pogoniulus pusillus (Red-fronted tinkerbird) is the source of this 3871-nucleotide messenger RNA. It is a transcript of the gene B3GNT7, whose product is annotated as UDP-GlcNAc:betaGal beta-1,3-N-acetylglucosaminyltransferase 7. NCBI's taxonomy places the organism in Eukaryota, Metazoa, Chordata, Aves, Piciformes, Lybiidae. The transcript has 4 exons. The record is from RefSeq and is a predicted model, not a curated record. The coding region runs from base 504 to 1634 and encodes 376 amino acids. Gene Ontology annotation, molecular function: UDP-glycosyltransferase activity; hexosyltransferase activity. Gene Ontology annotation, cellular component: Golgi membrane.